AUGGUGACCAUCAUGAGCGUCCCUGCUCUGCAGGAGGCUCCCCGUGUUGGUACCAGGACUGCACUGCCCGGGGCUGGGCGUCCGGGCAGCCCCCACCUGCGUACUCAGAGACCCUCAGCAGCGGCUGUGCACGUCGAAGGUAAGGCCACGGGGGUGACGCCCGGACUGGAGGCGCCCCCCCAGCAUGAGCAAGUCUCUCACACAAAGCUUUCUGCAGAUGAUGAGUGGAACCUGCAGCAGGAGAGGAUGUACAGGAUGCACCGGGACCAUGAGUCCAUGCACAUGGAGAUGAUCUUGACCUUCCUCUGUGCCCUGGUCAUCGCCCAGAUAGUGCUGGUGCAGUGGAGACAGAAGCAUGGUCAUUCCUACCAUCUGGUGACCCUGUUGCAGAUGUGAGUUGUCCCUUAGUAUUUCAUGAUAAAACUUUACUGGUGGCGAUUUCUGUCUAUGUGGGGAAUGUUCUCAGUUAUUACCAGCUGCAUCCUCUUCAGCGCUACCCGAAAACCCCUCUCAGGGAGAACACCACAAUUGGUCUACAAAUGGUUUCUUCUCAUCUACAAAGUUAGCUGUGCAUUUGGUGCUGUGGGUUAUUUGGCUAUCAUGUUUACAAUGUGUGGAUUCAAUUUAUUUUUCAAAAUCAAGGCUAGAGAUUCCAUGGAUUUUGGCAUCGUGCCCUUGUUCUAUGGCCUCUACUAUGGAGUAAUGGGGAGAGACUUUGCAGAGAUCUGCUCAGAUUACAUGGCUUCUACUAUAGGGGAAUUCUACAGAGUCAGUGGGAUGCCCACCAGGAGCUUGUCAGACAACAUCUGUGCCAUCUGUGGGCAGAAGAUCAUCGUGGUGCUUGAUGAAGAAGGACCCACUGAAAACACCUACCAGCUUUCGUGCAAGCAUGUCUUUCAUGAAUUCUGCAACCGAGGUUGGUGUAUUGUUGGUAAAAAGCAGACGUGCCCUUACUGCAAAGAGAAGGUCGAUUUGAAGAGGAUGAUCAAUAACCCCUGGGAGCUCCUCCACACACAAUUUUUAUAUGGGCAAAUCCUGGACUGGCUUCGUUAUCUGGUGGCCUGGCAACCCGUGGUGAUAGGAAUCGUCCAAGGCAUUAAUUAUUCACUAGGGCUGGAAUAG
Molecule: messenger RNA, 1122 nt
Organism: Balaenoptera musculus (blue whale)
Lineage: Eukaryota; Metazoa; Chordata; Mammalia; Artiodactyla; Balaenopteridae
Gene: RNF175
Product: ring finger protein 175
Exons: 10
Cellular component (GO): Golgi membrane; endoplasmic reticulum membrane
Molecular function (GO): ubiquitin protein ligase activity; metal ion binding
Source: RefSeq, a predicted model, not a curated record